UAGUUCUUAAUCUGUAUCACAAGACACAAACACUACUUAGUACUUUUAUAUACCACAAGCUCUAAGAAAAAUCAACAAACAUACAAAUUGAAAAUUAUGUUUUGUAAUUUUAUUCCGAAAAACUAAAGAAGCUAGUGCUUAUGCGGGAAAUCUGUUAAGAAUAAGAGGAAUAAAUAAUAUUUGUGAAUAAGUUUUGCUUUAACACUAACUUAAAAAAUGUCAGACGACGAAGUUAUACGUUUCGAAAUUACGGACUACGAUUUAGAUAAUGAAUUUAAUCCCAACCGAAGUAGGAAAGCUAAAAGAGAACAGCAAAUAUACGGUGUCUGGGCGAAAGAUAGCGAUGAAGAUGAUAAUGAAGAUAAUGUUAGGCAGAGAUCUAGAAAGCCUAAGGAUUUCUCAGCUCCAAUUGGCUUUGUUGCUGGUGGGGUGCAGCAGGCUGGUAAGAAGAAAGAGAAAGAAGAAAAACAAGAAGUUGAAUCAGCAGAAGCGUCCAUGUCACGACCAAAGUUUGCAGACAGUUCCGAUGAGGAGGAAGUGAGCAACCCAGCGGAGAGUGAAACUGCGGGGAUACGGCGCGCCGGCCAGGGCAUGCGACCCCCGAAUCUGGGCGGGAAUGUUGGUGCUUGGGAGAAACAUACUAAGGGAAUUGGCGCUAAGCUAUUACUACAGAUGGGUUACCAACCUGGUAAAGGUCUUGGAAAAGAUCUGCAAGGUAUAUCGGCUCCAGUUGAAGCCACAUUGAGGAAAGGGAGAGGAGCUAUUGGUGCAUAUGGACCUGAAAAAGCUGCAAUAAAAGCAAAAAAAGAAGAGGAGCGACGUCUAAAAGAGAAAGCGGAUCAAGAAAAAGCGGCAACACCGAAGACAUAUAAUUGGAAGAAGUCGCACAAAGGACGCUACUUCUAUAAGGACGCGGCAGAUGUUAUACAAGAGGGUAAACCCACGAUGCAUACUAUUAGCAGUAACGAGCUAUCCCGCGUGCCGGUGAUCGACUUGACCGGGCGCGAGAAGCGCGUGCUCAGCGGCUACCACGCGCUCCGAGCUGCGGCGCCGCGGUACGAGCACGAGCCCCGACGCGAGUGCACCAACUUCGCCAUUCCCGCGCUGACGCACAACCUGCAACUCAUGGUCGAAUGCUGCGAACAGGAUAUAAUUCAAAAUGCUCGUGAACUACAACAAGCUGAGGACGAGAUAGUUGUCCUGGAGAGAGAUCUGGAGGAGUGUAACAAGACGAUAGGUGAUCAAGAUGAAGUGAUAAAUAAAGUGCAAAUGAUCCUCAUGAAAGUGGAGACGUUGAAUAGGCCUGAUGUCUCCCUGGAGACCUCGUAUGAAGUGUUGGCCGACUUGAAGGAAUCAUCACCGCUAGAAUACGAAAUGUUCGGUCUGGGCCCCAUAGGCGCCAACAUAGCGAGCCCCCUGUUCAGCGCGUUGCUGGCCAAGUGGGAUCCGCUGCAGAACCCUUCGGAACCAGUGGAAACGUUCCUAAAGUGGAAACCGUUGCUUACCGAGGAGUCUUACAAUACAUUGUUGUGGCAACACUUUGUGCCGAGUAUUACCACUGCUUCUGAGGUGUGGAACCCGCGCGUGCCGGAGCCGAUGCUGCGCGUGUUCGAGGCCUGGUGCCCUUUUAUACAGGCGAGAACUUUGAACUCGGCCUAAAACUGGUGCCUGCCACUUAUCACAAUUUCUGUCAUCUUAUCUCUAAGCAAAUCUUGUGAUUUGAUAGGAAAUAAAUUUAUUUUAUUUUUAUUAUUAUCCUCAACGUACAUAACUUGGCGAUGUUGUGCAGGUGACGCGUUAAAUGCCAGCGUGUACCCGCUGAUCCGCUCGCGGCUGGCCAGCGCCCUAGCCGCCUGGCAUCCGGCGGACGCGUCGGCCAAGCCGCUGCUGGCGGCCUGGCGGCAUGCGUGGGGCGGAGCCCUAACGGCGCUCCUGCACCAUCAUAUAGUGCCCAAGUUGGAGCAUUGCCUGCAGCAUGCGCCGUUGGAGCUCGUCGGCAGGGAGAAUACGGCGUGGCUGUGGUGCGUGCAGUGGGUGGAGCUGGUGGGCGCGCCGGCGGUGGCGGCGCUGGCGGGGCGCGCGCUGCUGCCGCGCUGGCUGGCCGCGCUCGCCGCCUGGCUCAACACGGCGCCGCCGCACGCCACCGUGCUCGCCUCCUACACGCACUUCAAGAAAAUGUUCCCACCCGAAGUGCUCAAAGAGCCGGUGGUGCGUGACGCGUUCCGGAAGGCUCUAGACAUGAUGAACAGAAGCACGGACAUAGAUGCCGUUGAACCACCCCCACCCCCACGGUUCACGAUCACGGAAACAAAACCAGAGACCACCUCCAGGAUAGCCGAUGCCCUAGCAACUACCACGCAGAAGAGCUUCUCGGAGCUUCUAGAAACUAGAUGCAUGGAGAAGGGCAUCACCUUCGUGCCAAUCGCUGGGAAAACGAGGGAGGGAAGGCCGAUUUACAAGAUUGGCGACUUGCAGUGCUAUGUUGUAAGGAAUAUAGUGAUGUACUCCAAUGAUGGUGGCAGGAAUUUCUCGCCGAUCAGCAUGGAGAAGCUAUUAAAAAUGGUGGAGGAAUAAAUGUGUUGUCGCAUACCAA
Zerene cesonia (dogface butterfly) is the source of this 2593-nucleotide messenger RNA. RefSeq names its product septin-interacting protein 1 (gene sip1). Gene Ontology annotation, biological process: spliceosomal complex disassembly. The record is from RefSeq and is a predicted model, not a curated record. Gene Ontology annotation, molecular function: nucleic acid binding. Gene Ontology annotation, cellular component: U2-type post-mRNA release spliceosomal complex. Lineage: Eukaryota; Metazoa; Arthropoda; Insecta; Lepidoptera; Pieridae. The transcript is spliced from 12 exons.